Molecule: messenger RNA, 1789 nt
Organism: Ctenopharyngodon idella (grass carp)
Lineage: Eukaryota; Metazoa; Chordata; Actinopteri; Cypriniformes; Xenocyprididae
Gene: bcl7ba
Product: BAF chromatin remodeling complex subunit BCL7B a
Exons: 6
Coding region: 99-716 (205 amino acids)
Source: RefSeq, a predicted model, not a curated record
GAAGCUCUGGAAAGUGGAGUUGUGAGUUCUCGCGAGAUAAGUGCAGCCAGACUGCGAGACCGACACGAUUCCAGUAAGAGUACCGAUAAAAUUUAGAAAUGUCGGGUCGUUCGGUCCGCGCAGAGACCCGAAGCCGCGCUAAAGAUGACAUUAAGAAAGUGAUGGCCGCCAUCGAGAGAGUACGGAGAUGGGAGAAGAAAUGGGUCACAGUUGGUGAUACAUCAUUAAGAAUAUUUAAAUGGGUUCCUGUGGUGGACACGAAGGAGAAGGACAAGAGCAAAGUGUCUGUGGGUGGAGAAAUGCAACGGAAGAAUUUUCCCAAAGAGGAGGCAUCUGAUAACGCCUGUUCUGUACUAUUAGAUUUUCAAGAUGAGAACAGCAACCAGAGUUCUCUCUCAGACUCAUACCCUCAUAAAAUAGCUGCAGACAGCAGUAAUAACUCCAGUCCACCUCCCAGUGAGCCGGUCAGCCCUGCACCUCAGAGUCUAGACUAUCAUACAGAUGACCCACAGCCGCCCACCCUCGGCCAGGAAAUUUUGGAAGAACCGCUGCUGCAGUCAAGUGAGAUUGCAGAUGAGCCGCCAACACUGAUCAAAGAAGAUCUUCUUCCCCUCACUGCUCAGGGGCAGGAGGAUGAGGACAGUUGUGGAGCACCACCAUUGAAAAGAAUCUGUACCGAGCAGGUCUCGGUCAUCCAGGCAGCCCCUCUGAGCUAACACACACACACACACACACACACACACACACACACACACACACACACACACACACACACACACACACACACACACACUGUACACUGGGCAUUGAUAAUCAGCCAGACUGAUCACUGACCUUCCUAGAACUGCUGCAAAAGACACGAUAUGGACCAGACAUCGAGAAAGCACUAUAUUUAUUAUCAUAUAGGAUAGCUUUGCAACAUUUAAGAUUUACAAAUCUUUGCCUUCCAUUAGUAGCUCUUGUUCCCAUAAUAUGCAGAAUAUGCUUCAAUUCAGGUCAUGUCAAAAUUAUUGUUAAUUUCUUAAGAUCUCAUAGUAGAAUUCCAACAUGACAUAAAUGAAGCAUUAUUUCAAUGUUUAUUGGCCAAUAUCAAAAGAAGCCAGACUAUUAACUAGACAUUCCUGUAUACCGGAAGAGCAGAUGAAUGUACUCUCACUAUAAAGCCCUUCUUCAUGAAAUUGCUGUUACAGUUAUUUUAAUGCUAAUAGUUUUAUUUUAUAGUCAGUUGAAUGUGAUGCUUGUUAAAAAAGAAAGCCAUAAAAUAAUUUAAUGCUGACUGAAGGCUUAGCCAUUAUUGAAGAAAAUCUACUUCAAAACGAAGACAAAUAUUGAUUUUAUGACAAGGGUACUUGAAAUAUAAUUCAAUACAUCACGCUUUAUGCACAAAUAAUCUCAUUAGACCCCACACCGUUCCCUUUUAAUAGCAGAAUGUCUUCAAUCAAAUUAUGUGAGUUUACAUGCAGAUUUAAAUGAAUGUUUAAGUUAUGAUUCAAAAGAUGUGAAUAAUAUCUAGUUUUUCUGUUUGUAGAUUCUGGUCUCAGGGUCUCUAGUGCCUCCAACUGUUAAAGAGUCACCCUACCAGCUCUCUUUUUUCAGUAAUUGAACAUUUACUCAUUUGUCUCAAUGUAACACAUACAUUAAAAGAAGUUGUUAUUUAGUAUGUUGGUAAUAUCAAAUUUUUCUUGCUCUUUAUUUUUGCACACUGGUCUAGUGGGCACAUUGAGGUUGAUGAAGCAGUCAUAUUGUUAUUUGAAGCAAAUAUCAAUAAAAUAUUAGACAUUCAUUUCGA